This is a messenger RNA of Aspergillus sclerotioniger CBS 115572, 1441 nucleotides long. RefSeq lists its product as uncharacterized. The transcript has a single exon. NCBI's taxonomy places the organism in Eukaryota, Fungi, Ascomycota, Eurotiomycetes, Eurotiales, Aspergillaceae. The coding region runs from base 1 to 1392 and encodes 463 amino acids. The record is from RefSeq and is a predicted model, not a curated record.
AUGCCGUGGACCGCAGCUGAGCACUCGCAAAAAACCUUCAUCCGGCCCCUGGGCCCAAAUGAAAUCUUCUUCAAGUUGAUCAGUGACCCCGGCCACGCGCUGGGUCGGGAGCACUGGGCCAUCAAUUACACCGUCGCCAUCCGUCCUCGUGGAGACUUCCCGGCCGAUCUUCUCCCAACCCUAAUCCGCUACUCUUGGUUGCAGCUGCGCUUCCACCACCCCAGUCUGGCCGCGCAUCCCGACGCCUUCAACGUCAACGUCGUCUACACGGUUCCUGCCUCGGCCGAUGCGCUUAGGCAAUGGGCCUCCCAGACCUUCUUCGUCGAGGCCGACGCCCAGUCCGCCGACGAGGUGAUCCGCACCAUUGCCCCGGCCCCGGACGCCCGGCUAUACUACAUCCCCCAAACGGGGGAACUGCUCCUGCACACAGCACACUGGCGGAUGGACGGAGUGGGCGGCCUCCUGCUCCUAGGCCAAUUAGUGGACCUGAUGGCUUCGAACGCUAGCAACCUUCUGUCCGCGAAGCUGCCCGAAGCCUUCGAGGCCUUCUCCUGGGGAUCCGAGAUUGACCGGCUGGCGCCCCUCGUCGAAGAAGCCGGCAACAUGCCCCUCACCGCGACCGACGAGCAAAAAGCCAUCGCCCACGAGGCAGUAGGCACCUUUGCCCACGCGACGGGCGCCGUGGGGGUAUCCUAUAUCGGUGAUGCCUCGACCAUGCCCUCGGGCACGCGGGCCGCCGAGCUGACCUUCUCACCGACCCUCACCUUCGCCGUCGUGGCCGCUGCCAAAGCCCGCGGGGUGGGCAUCACGGCCGCGGUUCAUGCCAGUCUCGCGGCGGUCAACUUCCGGCGUGCCAUCACCGGCCGUCACUACACCAGCACCAUCAAACAUUCGCUGCGGCCAUAUCUGCCCGAACCGUACUCGACGCCGGCGGUGGCAGCGGCGCUCUUCACGUCCGGCUGGUUGGCGCGCGUUGACGCCUCCAACACCUGGGAGGAGAAUGCCCGCAAGUUCAGGGCUGAGUACCAAAAGGGCAUCAGCAGCGACUAUAUCCAAGCCCACCGCGAGUAUGCGUCCACGUUGGUCGAGGUGCUUCGCAACCUGCCGACGCCGGCGGAGCCGCCCAGCGAUAUCGAUAUGAGCAGCAUGGGAAUCAUGGAGCAAUAUUUGCAGCGCGAGUAUGGUACCCCGGAGCGUGGGUUUAGUAUCAUGUAUGCGGGAGUCGGCGUGGAAAUGCUGUCGCGUCAGGGCGUCGUGUAUGUCUGGACUUUCCGGGAUCGGUUGACCAUGCGGUUGGUGUAUAAUGAGGCGUAUCACACCGAGAAGCAGAUGAUGGAGAUUUUGAAUGAUGUGCGGGUGGAUUUGUUGAAGGAAUUGCAUGUGGAGGGGUAGACCUUUGAUUGAUAGAACGUAGAAUUUAUCUAGGGUUCAAGAAAGUCAG